Molecule: messenger RNA, 2874 nt
Organism: Xylaria bambusicola
Lineage: Eukaryota; Fungi; Ascomycota; Sordariomycetes; Xylariales; Xylariaceae
Product: tRNA synthetases class II (A)-domain-containing protein
Exons: 6
Coding region: 1-2874 (957 amino acids)
Biological process (GO): tRNA modification; alanyl-tRNA aminoacylation
Cellular component (GO): cytoplasm; mitochondrion
Molecular function (GO): aminoacyl-tRNA deacylase activity; nucleic acid binding; ATP binding
Source: RefSeq, a predicted model, not a curated record
AUGAGCCAACCCGAGUGGACGGGUGUGCGGGUUCGCAACACCUUUUUCGACUUCUUCUCCCAAAGGGGCCACACUGUUGUGCCCUCGUCGUCCGUCGUACCUCACAAUGACCCGACCCUACUCUUCACAAACGCUGGCAUGAACCAGUUCAAGCCCAUUUUCUUGGGAACCAUUGCGAGCACCGACGACCUAGCCAAAUUGAAGCGCGCCGUCGAUACCCAGAAGUGUAUACGUGCCGGCGGCAAACAUAAUGAUCUCGAUGAUGUUGGAAAAGAUUCAUACCAUCAUACAUUCUUUGAGAUGCUUGGGAACUGGUCGUUUGGCGAUUACUUCAAGAAGGAGGCUAUCGAAUGGUCCUGGGAGCUUCUCACCAAGGUUUUCGGCCUUGACCCUGCGCGUCUCUACGUCACUUACUUUGAAGGCAGCCCGGAAAUGAACCUCGAACCAGAUCUUGAGGCAAAAGAGCUAUGGAGGUCUGUUGGUGUUCCUGAAGACCAUAUUUUACCUGGAAACAUGAAGGACAACUUCUGGGAGAUGGGCGCGACUGGACCCUGUGGCCCUUGCUCCGAAAUCCAUUACGACAAAGUUGGCGGUGGUAGAAAUGCUGCGCAUCUGGUCAACGCUGAUGACCCAAUGGUCGUAGAAGUCUGGAAUAACGUCUUCAUGCAAUUCGAUAGGCAGGAAGACAAAUCACUCAAGCCACUACCCGCCAAACACAUCGAUACAGGUAUGGGAUACGAGCGACUGGUUUCGGCUCUCCAAAACAAGGAUUCAAACUACGCUACCGACAUAUUUACUCCUCUAUUUGCUAGGAUUCAAGAAGUCACUGGUGCCCGGCCGUACACCGACAAGUACGGCAAGGACGACGCCGAUGGCAUCGAUACUGCUUAUCGUGUAGUUGCUGAUCACAUAAGACUCCUUACCUUCGCGAUUUCCGACGGCGCUGCACCAAAUAACGAAGGAAGAGGGUAUGUCGUACGACGUGUUCUCCGCAGAGGUGUUAGAUAUGCUCGAAAGUACUUCAAUGCCGAGAUUGGAUCCUUCUUCUCUAGCAUCCUGCCUGCACUUGUGGAGCAAAUGGGAGCACAAUUUCCAGAAAUUGUCAAAAAACAGCAAGACGUUAAAGAGCUGCUGGAUGAGGAAGAGGAGGCGUUUUCAAGGACAUUGGAUCGUGGAGAGAAGCAAUUCGAAAAAUACGCUGCUGAGGCUUUAAAUAACGGGACAAAGAAGCUGUCCGGCGCCGAUGUGUGGAGAUUAUACGAUACGUUUGGUUUCCCCGAAGAUUUGACCAAACUAAUGGCAGAGGAACGAGGUAUCACGAUGGAUGAGAAAGAGAUCGCCGAGGCACGGGAAAAGGCUCGUGAGGCGAGCAAAGCUGUAAAGGAGUCUUCUCAGACUUUUGCCAAGUUAAACGUACACCAGAUCGCGGAAUUAAAAGACUCCCAGUUGCCCCUCCCUGACGAUGAACCAAAAUUCUCCAAAGGCAACAUCACUGGAAAGGUUCAGUUAAUCUAUACAGGAACCGAAUUUCUCAAGUCGACAAAAGAUCUUCCAGCACAUACACCUUUCGGUUUGCUUCUGGAUCGUACAAAUUUCUAUGCUGAACAAGGCGGACAAGUCGCUGAUUCUGGGCGUAUUCUCAUUGACGAUGUGGCUGAGUUUGAAGUCGAUGACGUGCAACAGUUCGGCGGUUACAUAGUUCACAAUGGCUAUCUGAAAUACGGUGAACUAAAGGCUGGUGAUGAAGUCAUCUGCGAAUAUGACGAACUGAGGAGGCAACCCAUACGGAACAACCACACAGGAACACAUAUUCUGAAUCACUCGUUAAGAGAAGUACUGGGUGAGGAGGUCAACCAGAAGGGCUCUUUAGUGGACCAAGAUAAGCUACGAUUCGAUUUCAGUCACAAGGCCGGCGUCACGAUCCCCGAACUGCAGAAGAUCGAGUCGCUAUCGAAUGAAUAUAUUAGGCAAAACGGACAAAUUUACGCUAAAGAAGUCGAGCUCGAGAAAGCAAAGCAAAUUGCUGGCGUUCGUGCUGUCUUUGGAGAGACGUACCCUAAUCCUGUGAGGGUAGUAUCAGUCGGUAUUGAUGUUGACACACUCCUUGCGACGCCCGAUAACCCCGAAUGGAGAAAGUAUAGCGUGGAAUUCUGUGGGGGUACUCAUGUUGAAAAAACAGGAUUGAUCAAGGACCUGGUCAUCGUUGAGGAGAGUGGCAUCGCCAAGGGCAUCCGCCGCAUUGUAGCUUACACUGGUGAGACUGCUCACCGCGUUCAGCGUGAAGCCGAAGAGUUUUCCAAACGACUCGAUGUUAUUGGUGCUCUACCCUUCGGCCCAGGGAAGGAGGCCGAGGUUAAGCAGGCUACGGUCGAACUUAAUCAACUUGUCAUAUCCACACUGCAGAAGGAAGAACUUAAGACGCGGUUUGCCAAGAUCGUCAAAUCCGUUGUCGAUGAACAAAAGAAGAGGCAGAAGGCCGAGUCCAAGACUGCACUUGACACGGUAACUGGCUACUUCGCCAAGGACGAGAACAAGGACACCAAACAUUUCAUCGCACAUUUGCCGAUUUCUGCCAAUGCAAAGGCGGUUGCGGAUGUUAUGAACCACUUCAAGAGCAAGGAUAAAGAGCGGACGGUCUACGUCUUUGGUGGCAGCCAGGCGGAAGGUGCCGUGGUCCACGGUCUAUAUGUAGGCACCCAUCUCGCAUCUCAAGGUGUCACUGCAUCGGCGUGGGCUGCGGCCGUCACAGACGUCGUCGGUGGUAAGUCUGGCGGUAGGGAGCCGACUCAACAAGGCCAGGGCACGAACCCGGACAAGAUUGAGGAGGCCGUCGCUGUUGCUGAGAAGUGGCUCGCGGAAAAGCUCAAGAUAUAG